AUGGACUUCUUCAGGCCGGAGGCCUAUUUGUCUUUACCCACAAAGGACAUUCUGUCGUGGAUAUUCGACAAUCCUUCGUACGACCAAGAUAAGCCUAUUUACAUCAACCCACAUAAUCCGUCUGAAUCAAUUUCCUGCAAUCAGGCCCGGGUAUUGAUUAGGAAACUCAUCGCUGGCUUGAGAGCAAACGGAUUUAAGGAAGGCGAUUGUCUGAAUGUCCACUCGUUCAAUGAUAUCUACUAUCCAAUCAUCUUUCUUGCCGUGGUUGGUGCUGGAGGUGUCUUUGCAGGGACGAACCCUAGUUACACUCAAUUUGAGCUGUCACACCAUAUCAAAACGGCACGGGUGAGCUUUCUGAUUUCCGAGCCUGAAAUUUUGGAAAAUGCCCUCCUUGCGGCGCAGGACAACAAGCUAUGUCCCUCCAAAAUUUGGGUGUUUAAUACCAAUGGCAGACCUGUCCCUCCUGGGCGCAACUCGUGGAAAGACCUCUUGAAUUAUGGCGAAGACAACUGGGUACGUUUCGAUGAUUUGGAGAAAUGUAAAACUACGACCGCAGCCAGGCUAUUCAGCAGUGGAACUACAGGACUCCCAAAGGCUGCUGUGAUUAGCCAUUAUAAUCUAAUUGCCCAGCACGAACUAGUUUUUGGAGUUGUAAAACUGCCAUAUGAGAUUUCGCGCGUCAUGGCGGUGCCAAUGUUCCAUGCGUCAGCCGUCCCGUCAACCCACACUAGUGCUCUUAAAGCAGGACACGUCAUAUAUGUCAUGCGCCGUUUUGAUCUUGAAGGAUUUCUAAGGGUGUCACACAAGUACAAAAUCACAGAGGCCACGACAGUGCCGCCAAUGGCGGUUGCUAUUGUUAAGUCACCGCUGUCGAAACAGCCAUUCCUUAAAAAUAUCCGAAGCGGAGCGGUGGGUGCCGCUCCCCUUGAUAAAGGCGUUCAAGCAAAAUUUCGCAGUCUCCUCGGUGAUGGAGCGAGGUACAAUCAAGUAUGGGGAAUGACAGAAACGUCUUGCGUCGCGACUAGAUUUGUGUGGCCGGAAGAUGAUACGACUGGCUCUGUAGGGAGACCGAUUCCCUGCCUGGAGAUGAAGCUCAUAGAUGAUGCGGGUAAUAAUAUCUCCGCUUAUGAUACCCAUGGGGAGAUCUGCGUCCGAGGACCAACCGUCAUUUCAGGCUACUUUGAAAAUCCCGGCGCAAACGCUGAAUCUUUCGAUGCUGAUGGAUUUUUCAAAACUGGUGACAUUGGGUAUUGUGACGGCAAAACCAAAAAAUGGUACAUUGUUGACCGAAAGAAAGAGCUCAUCAAAGUUCGUGGGUUCCAGGUUGCGCCACCAGAGAUCGAAGCAGUUUUGCUUUCACACCCAUUGAUUAUGGAUGCCGCUGUUAUUGGUAUAACGCUUCCAGGAGAAGACAAUAUAGAGUAUCCUCGGGCAAUUGUGGUGAGACAGCCUGUGAAAGAAGCCGAGACUUUGACAGAGGAAGAAGUGAUCAAAUUUGCAACAGGAAAGCUAGCAAGAUAUAAGCAAAUAACUGGUGGGGUGAAAUUUGUGGACUCAAUCCCCAAAAAUCCCAGCGGGAAAAUCUUGAAAAGGCUUCUGAGGGAAGAAGCAAAGAAGGAUAUACAAAAAGGUAUAGUCAGUCCGAGAUUGUAA
Messenger RNA from Ophidiomyces ophidiicola, 1653 nucleotides. RefSeq lists its product as uncharacterized. The transcript is spliced from 5 exons. Gene Ontology annotation, molecular function: CoA-ligase activity. Gene Ontology annotation, biological process: secondary metabolic process. Lineage: Eukaryota; Fungi; Ascomycota; Eurotiomycetes; Onygenales; Onygenaceae. The coding region runs from base 1 to 1653 and encodes 550 amino acids. The record is from RefSeq and is a predicted model, not a curated record.